Penicillium soppii is the source of this 1260-nucleotide messenger RNA. Its product is annotated as NADH:flavin oxidoreductase/NADH oxidase family protein. The record is from RefSeq and is a predicted model, not a curated record. Lineage: Eukaryota; Fungi; Ascomycota; Eurotiomycetes; Eurotiales; Aspergillaceae. The transcript has 6 exons. Bases 1 to 1260 code for a protein of 419 amino acids. Gene Ontology annotation, molecular function: FMN binding; oxidoreductase activity.
AUGCCGUCUCCUCUCGCAGAUCCCGUGAAGCUCCCUUGUGGACUGGUUUUGCCUAAUCGGCUCAGCAAGGCCGCAAUGGCUGAGCUAAUGUCUAAGAAAAACCACCCAGCAGAUCCUCUCGUCGACGCCUACGAGAAAUGGUCUGAUGGUGGAUGGGGAAGUAUCCUCACAGGAAACAUUCAAGUCGACGUGAACCACAUGGGCAGCCCCUUCGACCCAGCCCUGCAUAACGAAUACCAAGACCCAGAAAGCAAUGCUGAUCUCGUCGCCCAAUGGAAGAAGUACGCCGACGCCUGCCAGAAACACGGCACACCGGCCAUCGCCCAGAUCUGCCACCCGGGCCGGCAGUCGUUCCGUGUUGCAGGCCACAGGGGUAUGUUUGCGCAGACGCUGGCGCCCAGCGCAGUGCCCAUCAAGCUUGGGGAUGGGUACCUUGAGCGUUUGAUGGGGUGUUUGGCGUGGUCGGCACCGAAGGAGAUGACUGCCCAGGAUGUUGAGAGAGUUAUUGGGCAAUUCGUUGAUACUGCCAGGCUUAUGGCAGAUGCUGGGUUUUCUGGGGUAGAAUUGCACGGUGCUCAUGGGUAUUUGAUUGAUCAAUUCCUUAGUGGCAAGACAAAUCUCCGCACCGACGCCUAUGGCGGCACGCCCGAGAAACGCGCCCGCUUCGUCCUAGAAAUCCUCAGUCAAACACGCAAAGUCGUUCCCUCAACAUUCUGCAUCGGCAUCAAGCUCAACUCCGCAGACCACAGUUCCGCAACCUUCGAAGAAACAAUGACGCAGAUCAAACUCCUCGCCGAAGCCGGCAUCGAUUUCAUGGAGAUCUCAGGCGGCACCUACGAAGACCCCAAGAUGAUGGGGUAUGCUAAAGCACCGGCCCCGAAGUCCGAGCGAACCGCCGCGCGCGAGGCCUUCUUCCUUGAGUUCUCGAAGGAAGUCCGCAGCCGGCAUCCCGAGCUUGUGCUUAUGCUGACGGGCGGGUUCCGGACUCGGGCUGGUGCGGAGGCUGCUAUUAACGAUGGGGCUUGUGAUCUUGUUGGUAUUGGGCGGCCUGCGGUUGUUGAUCCGAAAUUUCCGCUUUUACUGCUUGAUGAGAGUGUUUCAGAUCGAGAGGCGCAGCUGCCGUUGAACAAAGUGCCUAUUCCUUGGUAUACGCGGUUUUUGCCGUUGCAUAUUAUUGGGGCUGGGACUGAGAGUACUUAUUAUUCUGCUCAGAUUCAGCGCUUGGCUAAGGGGCUUGUUACUCUUGCGCCAUCUUUGUAG